CCUCUUUGUGUGCAUACUAUUACUUCCGCUCAUGACUCGCUUGUUGUACUUUAGUUAUGAAUAUCUACUACAAUAUUUUAGUCUCUUGAUGUUUACCCUAUGAUCAGAUACCCAAAAUGCCGGCUACUGGAAGACCAAAUACCGACUACGAGCGCUGGCUUCAGCAUCACAAUCCAGACACUGAAUUUCAAACCAGUCCACAAUACGGACCUCAUCAUGGCAGUCGCUCUGGGAAAUAUCCCCCUUUUCACACACCCAAGCCUCGCAUACCCUUCGCCGAACCUCAAAUUCGGUUUUCGCCCACAGAAAAGGAGCUUGGAUCUUCUCCCAAGGAGGGCUCUAACUCAUCGACUAUUAUCUUGCUGUUGAUCUUCAUUAUCCUGGUUGCUAUUGCAUAUGCUCGGACGCAACUUGCGCACUCCUCACGAGGCCCGCAAACUACGAAAAGAGGUGAAAAGAUUUGAUAAUUGGCUACGGCCGUCAUGAGCUUGACAUUAUCUUCUGGUCCACUGCAUCUUAUUCCCAAAAUACCUGUACCGGUUGGCAGGGAGACACCUGGGCGGAUCCGAUUCAAGAAAUUCCG
Aspergillus pseudotamarii is the source of this 583-nucleotide messenger RNA. RefSeq lists its product as uncharacterized. The record is from RefSeq and is a predicted model, not a curated record. The transcript has 2 exons. Lineage: Eukaryota; Fungi; Ascomycota; Eurotiomycetes; Eurotiales; Aspergillaceae. Bases 117 to 464 code for a protein of 115 amino acids.